Molecule: messenger RNA, 818 nt
Organism: Clarias gariepinus (North African catfish)
Lineage: Eukaryota; Metazoa; Chordata; Actinopteri; Siluriformes; Clariidae
Gene: rbbp9
Product: retinoblastoma binding protein 9
Exons: 5
Coding region: 67-621 (184 amino acids)
Molecular function (GO): hydrolase activity
Source: RefSeq, a predicted model, not a curated record
GAAGCGCUCGUGUGAGCUGGUGAUAAGUGUAAUGCUGUAUUAGACCGUAACUCUGGAGCAGCAGACAUGCCUGUAAAGAGAGUGGUGAUAGUCCCGGGGAACGGAGCAGGAGAUGUUCAGCACAGUAACUGGUACGGCUGGAGCAAUAAACACCUCAAUAAGAUCCCAGGAGUGUGCAGUGAGCUGAGGAACAUGCCAGACCCAGUGACGGCCAGAGAAAGCAUUUGGCUGCCGUUCAUGGAGAAAGAGCUGCGGUGUGACGAGGACACGGUGAUCGUCGGGCACAGCUCAGGAGCAGCUGCUGCAAUGAGGUACAGUGAGACCCACAGGGUAUUCGGCAUCAUUUUAGUGGGCGCCUACACCUCUGACCUGGGAGACGAGAAUGAGAGAGAGAGCGGGUAUUUCAACCGUCCAUGGGAGUGGGAGAGGAUCAGAGCAAACGUGAAACACAUCAUCCAGUUCGGCUCCACAGACGACCCUUUCCUACCGUGGGAGGAGCAACAGGAAGUAGCUGAUGGAUUGAAGGCGGAGCUUCAUAAAUAUACAGACCGUGGACAUUUUCAGAACACGCAUUUCCCAGAACUGAUCAGUGCUGUACAGAAACUGAUCACUGCUGGAUAAAGCUAUAGUGACAGCUUUAGUGAAUUUUUAUUUUUUUACCAGAAAAUGUAAAGAAUUCAAUACAAUAACUGGGAUCAAACCCUCAAGUUAAAUGUAUUUUUUUUUUGUCUGACAAGAAUACACCGGAAAACAGGUGGUUGUUUCAGCUUGCCAGUAAAGGUCAUUCUCUUUUUAUUAAAAUUUACUUGGAUAAAAGA